AUGUCUGGAGAGUACAUCACCGCUAUGCCUUUGCAGAAGAAGCCUUUUGUAAAAAUCUCAUAUUAUGACUACCUUAUGUGGAUCCAAGCAAUUGAUGCAGAAAAGCUGACCAAGUGGGAAAUCCUGCGCUUCAAGAUGAUGCAUGAAAGAUAUGCAUUUGGGAGAACACUUCUUCAAGUGCCGGUCAUUGGGCUUUCUUAUCUCUGUGGACAACUUGUCAUGGGUCCUGCGAUCAGAAGAGGGGAAGCUGGAUUGAGAGAAGCCAUGGUCUUUUCAACUUUCUUCUAUUUACUUAUCCAUCAUUGGGUUGAUAAUCGCCAAGUACCAGAUAAGUAUCUAGACCAGAUUCUCACUCAAAAAUCUCCACAAGGCGACUAUAUCAGAGCUGCAACUCAAGAAGAAUUCCCUGGUCUUUGGGAGGAUUUCUGUGAUCAGCUAGACGAAAAGGGAGAUUAA
Messenger RNA from Blepharisma stoltei, 456 nucleotides. Lineage: Eukaryota; Ciliophora; Heterotrichea; Heterotrichida; Blepharismidae. The record is from the annotation of a GenBank genome assembly.